AUGGCCCGAAUCAUCAUCGUGACUGGCGCAUCCCGAGGAAUCGGGCAUGCUAUCUGCUGCCGCCUCCUGUCAAACCCGACAUGCAAUGUCUUUGCAGUAGCUCGGUCCCCAGAGCCCCUGCAGAAACUCCAAUCGGCUCAUCCAGACCGUAUGCAGUACCUCUGCGGCGACCUUGCCGACCCGGCUUUCGGCACGGUCGUAGUUACGCGCUGUCUAGCUGCCUUUGGUCACAUCAACGGAGUUGCCGUCAACCAUGCCAUUAUCGAGCCCGUUGGAGUGGCUGGCGAGAUCGAGGUGGCAGACUGGAUGGCUGCCUUCAACGUCAACUUCUUCGGGUCAGUAGGUCUGAUCAAUGCCGCACUCCCCGCGCUACGGGAAUCUCACGGGCAAGUCAUAAUCACCCAGUCUCAUUCCAUCCACCGCUACUAUCGCGGCUGGGGUCCCUACGGCGCCUCCAAGGCAGCGUUGCAUCACUAUGUUGGCACGUUGACUCUAGAAGAGCCACUGGUCAACGUGCUGGAAAUCGUUCCCGGAAUGGUCGACACCGACAUGUCGAAGCGAGUGCGCGAGCAAUACGGCCCGGCAAUGGAUGCCGAGGAUCACCAGUCUCUCGUCACACUAUACGAGACGGCGCAGAUGGUUAAGCCUGAGCAGCCAGGCGCAGUCAUUGCCGAAUUGGCCUUGAGGGCACCCGCGACGCUUCGCGGCAAGUUUCUUGAGUGA
This is a messenger RNA of Fusarium subglutinans, 723 nucleotides long. Its product is annotated as short-chain dehydrogenase. Gene Ontology annotation, cellular component: intracellular anatomical structure. Bases 1 to 723 code for a protein of 240 amino acids. NCBI's taxonomy places the organism in Eukaryota, Fungi, Ascomycota, Sordariomycetes, Hypocreales, Nectriaceae. Gene Ontology annotation, molecular function: oxidoreductase activity, acting on NAD(P)H, oxygen as acceptor. The transcript is spliced from 3 exons. The record is from RefSeq and is a predicted model, not a curated record.